AUGAAUGCACACCAUUUUGGGUUAAUUCUGCAGGUCGACGCGACCACCAUUGACGUUUGUGUGACUUCGCCCGAGGACACAGGAGGCCUGCCAGUGACGCACUACGAGCUCCGCAUCCAGAAGUUGCCGGGAACCAAAUUUUAUGGUCCGUUUACGUAUCGGUCGGGCAAUCGACAACUGAAGUUGCCAUACCUCAUUCCGAACACAUUCUAUCAUCUGGCAAUUUCGGCUGUAUCUGAUGCUGGCAGAGGACCCAAUGAAUACAUAUCG
Messenger RNA from Protopolystoma xenopodis, 270 nucleotides. Lineage: Eukaryota; Metazoa; Platyhelminthes; Monogenea; Polystomatidea; Polystomatidae. The record is from the annotation of a GenBank genome assembly.